Messenger RNA from Pyricularia pennisetigena, 573 nucleotides. RefSeq lists its product as uncharacterized. The transcript is spliced from 2 exons. The coding region runs from base 1 to 573 and encodes 190 amino acids. Lineage: Eukaryota; Fungi; Ascomycota; Sordariomycetes; Magnaporthales; Pyriculariaceae. Gene Ontology annotation, molecular function: phosphatidylinositol-3-phosphate binding. Gene Ontology annotation, cellular component: retromer complex; early endosome membrane. The record is from RefSeq and is a predicted model, not a curated record. Gene Ontology annotation, biological process: late endosome to Golgi transport; endocytic recycling.
AUGUCGACCACAUCCCCUCCCAAAUCCCCAACCUCGCCUACCCAGGCGGCCGCGGAUCGGCUACACCGGCCGAUCCUGCAGUCGAUGCCUGACAAUCGCACGCAGUCGUUUGACGAGAUCUACGGCCCGCCCGAGAACUUCCUCGAGAUAGAGGUGCGCAACCCGCGCACCCACGGAAUCGGCCGCCACAUGUACACCGACUACGAGAUCGUCUGCCGGACCAAUAUCCCGGCCUUUAAGUUGCGCCAGAGCACCGUCCACCGCCGCUACUCGGACUUUGAGUACUUCCGCGACAUACUCGAGCGCGAGUCGGCCCGCGUCACCAUCCCGCCCCUGCCCGGAAAGGUCUUCACCAACCGUUUCAGCGACGAUGUCAUUGAGGGCAGGAGGGCCGGGCUCGAGAAGUUUUUGAGGAUCGUUGUCGGCCACCCGUUGUUGCAGACCGGCAGCAAGGUGCUGGCUGCAUCCCAACUGGGACCGCAACGCCUGGUGACUCCUCCGUUUUGCUCGGAGCUUCUCGCCGUCGUCCUCGGCUCUAGGGGGUGCCGUCCCACGCUCGGCAGGCAGGGAUAG